Jaculus jaculus (lesser Egyptian jerboa) is the source of this 2037-nucleotide messenger RNA. RefSeq names its product required for meiotic nuclear division 5 homolog A (gene Rmnd5a). Bases 78 to 1253 code for a protein of 391 amino acids. Lineage: Eukaryota; Metazoa; Chordata; Mammalia; Rodentia; Dipodidae. Gene Ontology annotation, molecular function: ubiquitin protein ligase activity; protein binding. The transcript has 9 exons. Gene Ontology annotation, biological process: proteasome-mediated ubiquitin-dependent protein catabolic process. The record is from RefSeq and is a predicted model, not a curated record. Gene Ontology annotation, cellular component: GID complex; nucleus; cytoplasm.
GGCCGGGCCCGGGCCGAACAGCUGCGGACUCCCCUUCCCACUCCCUGCCGCGGGAGCCGAGCGCCGCGGCGUCCGGCAUGGAUCAGUGCGUGACGGUGGAGCGCGAGCUGGAGAAGGUGCUGCACAAGUUCUCGGGCUACGGGCAGCUGUGCGAGCGCGGCCUGGAGGAGCUCAUCGACUACACCGGCGGCCUCAAGCACGAGAUCCUGCAGAGCCACGGCCAAGAUGCUGAACUAUCAGGGACACUUUCACUUGUUUUGACACAAUGCUGCAAACGAAUAAAGGAUACUGUUCAAAAAUUGGCCUCGGACCACAAAGACAUCCACAGCAGUGUUUCUCGAGUUGGAAAAGCCAUUGAUAAGAAUUUUGAUUCUGACAUUAGCAGUGUGGGGAUAGAUGGCUGCUGGCAGGCAGACAGUCAAAGGCUUCUCAAUGAGGUGAUGGUGGAACACUUCUUCCGACAGGGAAUGCUUGAUGUAGCCGAGGAGCUCUGCCAGGAAUCUGGUCUUUCUGUAGACCCAAGUCAGAAAGAACCAUUUGUGGAGUUAAAUCGAAUAUUAGAAGCAUUAAAAGUCAGAGUUCUGAGACCCGCUCUGGAAUGGGCAGUAUCAAACCGAGAAAUGCUUAUAGCUCAAAACAGCUCCUUGGAAUUUAAGCUACACCGACUGUAUUUUAUUAGUUUGUUAAUGGGUGGAACUACAAAUCAGCGAGAAGCAUUACAAUAUGCUAAGAAUUUUCAACCAUUUGCCCUAAAUCAUCAAAAAGACAUUCAAGUGUUGAUGGGAAGCCUUGUGUACCUGAGACAAGGGAUUGAGAACUCACCAUAUGUUCACUUGCUUGAUGCAAACCAGUGGGCUGACAUCUGUGACAUUUUUACACGUGAUGCCUGUGCCCUCCUGGGGCUCUCUGUGGAGUCUCCUCUCAGUGUCAGUUUCUCAGCGGGUUGUGUGGCACUGCCAGCGCUAAUUAACAUCAAAGCUGUGAUUGAACAAAGGCAGUGCACUGGAGUUUGGAACCAGAAAGACGAAUUACCUAUUGAAGUGGACCUUGGUAAAAAGUGCUGGUAUCACUCUAUAUUUGCCUGCCCCAUUCUUCGUCAGCAAACAACAGAUAACAAUCCACCUAUGAAGUUGGUCUGUGGUCAUAUUAUAUCAAGAGAUGCCCUCAAUAAGAUGUUUAAUGGUAGCAAGUUAAAAUGUCCAUAUUGUCCAAUGGAACAAAGCCCAGGAGAUGCCAAACAGAUAUUUUUCUGAAGAAAUAUGUUUAGUUUGCAGUUUGUAAGUGAAACUGAAUUGUGGGUUCAGAAGAGCACGUUUCAUUUGCAGCUAACCAAGGACUGCGUGUUUAUAUAAGCUCAUGCUCCAGAGACUGCCGACAUGCUCGUGUUCGCAGGGGAACGCUCCCGAUGAGGAUUUUCAUAGGGCUUUUCUAUACUCUUGGUCUUCAUUUCUGAUCAAGUGACUACACCAGCAGUUGUCAUUCAAUGCAGGUUUUUGUACUUAAUUAUAUGGUGAUUUUUUUACUUCUUUAAGAGCAGAAAUAGAAAUUGACCUCCUGCCAUGUGUUUAAUAUUCCUCUUGCUUUUACUUUUGUCACUUUCUUGAUAGUUGCUAAGCCUGAGAGUGUUUGUGGAAGAGUUUUCUUUCUUGUUAUAUAUAAGUAAUUAAAUGAAAACUCUUCGUAGCAAGUUUGACAAACUGACUUGUGGUUAUAAAAUUAGUUUGCAUUAUUAUUAUUUUUUUUUUUUGCUUAAGGAAGAAAGCUAUGAUAAAUUCCAAAUUUGCUUUUUGAUGUUUUCCUCUGCUCUAGCUCUUGCCUCAAAGUCAGCACACCUGCAUUUGAGCUCUUAGUUGCCCCGUCAGGCGGCCCGCUUAAAAUCCUGUCAUGAAUAUAGCAAGUCUUUGACUACACUUACAGUGGAAAAAGUAUUACUGUUUGAGUGAUUUUUAUUUUAUUUUUUAUUUUUUGCUUUUAUUACCAAGAGGUGCUUUUUUAAAAAUAUAUUCAAUAAAAUGAUUCUGAAGUUAGUGUCCUCAA